AUGCUUCGACGUCACAGCAGUGUCCCACUGAAGAAGAGUCGACCACCACCAUAUGUUCCCGCACUGAAGCCCAAAUUCACCCGCGACGUCACCGCUGACCCCACUGAGUUCAGUACCCACCGGUGUGGUUGUUGUGGAGCGACCUUACAAUGCCCGUUAAACGAGGUAAAGAUCCGUUGUGUCGGAUGCGGAACAACAACUGUGUUCCAACCAGGGCCCAAAGACUCUGAGGGCGAGCCCAUGAAUGUCAACCACAUUCGAGACCUCGCCCGUCAAGGCAUGACUGUGUACACCAAGGAAACCUUACAUCAAGCUUUUGAGCCAUUGCUGGAGUACCUUUACCUCGGGUUCUCUCGAUUCAACAGUCUUAAUCGCUCGUUCCGCAAGAAUCCUCGCAGCCGGAACGCUCACUAUCUGAGCUCCAACUUGGACUAUGACACUAUCACGAAGGUCUACUUGAUGCUCACACGAUUACCUACGAAAUUGCCCUUAUACCGGGCUUUACUGGGGGCAAGUGAUUUACUCAAGCGCCUUGUACCCCGUGACUAUGAUGAUCCACGCAACUUCCUUUGGAUCUUGAUCAUCCUUGAAAAUCCAUUUCUUAAUCGAGCAUUAGUGCUUGAUCCAAACCCGGAUUUACGACAGAUGGCCAACGCCCCGGAAAUAAAGGUCUUAUGUCACGAUUUGUUGAAGCGAGGAUUAGGAGUCCUUGCCAACAACGUUACUUCAAAGUCACUUAAUUAUUUGGCUAGUUGGUUCUCCAAAAUGCCCCCCGGCACCUUUACCGCACGCAUUGAUCUCAUCAAUCAUUUCAUUACAUUUCAUUUGAAAACCUACUACCAGUUGGCGCAAAAGCCUGAGAGUCGACGACGAUCAGUGGGCCACUCGAGUCAGAUCCAUGACGCUGAGUACACUGACUACGUGGCUCUCAAACGACAAUUUGAGGAUGAUCAACCGCAUAUGAGUGAUGCCAGAUCUACGAACCUGGCUUCAUUAAGUCGCAGUCGGCAAAAGUCUGCCACACGAAUUACCAUCCAUCAGUAUGGUAAUAACUGGCAAAUCGAAGCAGCUCUGAAAGUGAUGAACUUUUUUUUGAAGGCAAAUACUAUACGUGGUGCUGAAACCGUUCCCAUUCUGAACUUUUAUAAUUCACUUGUCGACUUCGUUGACAUUCUUCUUGACUUCGAUUCUUGGCUCCGUAAACGUCAGACUACGUCUCGUCGUCGUCAAAGUAUUGAUGGGAUACCUACUGAUAUUGAUAUGGUGCUUGAAACCCUUCACGGUCUGCGGCGAACACUAAACGAAACGGCAAAAUUCUACUUUUGUCAAUACCCUUUUUUGAUCUCGUUGGGUAGUAAGAUGCGAAUUCUUGCUUACGAAGCCCGACGGCAGAUGGAAAGAAAAGCUGAAGAAGCAUUCAUUACAGGACUUGACCAGAACACUCAAAUUGAAGUAUACUUCAAAAUUGUUGUACGUCGGGAUCAUAUCAUCAGUGACUCGCUUGCCGCCAUAAAACACAAUCCCAACAAUUUGAAGAAAACACUUCGGGUCAAGUUCACCGAUGAACCUGGAAUUGAUGCUGGUGGUAUCAAGAAGGAGUGGUUUUUGUUGCUCACACGAAAUCUCUUUAGUCAAUCGACAGGGAUGUUCGUUCACGUCGAUGACUCCAACUACUUGUGGUUCAGCUUAUAUCCACGUGAGGGCAGUGAUGUUUUUUAUUUGUUAGGAGCUGUUUUAGGUUUGGCUGUUUACAAUCUGACUAUUUUGGAUCUCCACUUUCCACUUGGAUUUUACAAAAUCCUACUUGGACAACGUUUAAACACUGAGAACUUCCAACAGUUAUACCCGACGACUUAUGCUAAUCUCUUGAAGCUUCGUGAGCUUCUGGAUGAUGACUUGAAAGCCUUGGAUUUAACCUUCGAAACUUCGGUUACCGACUCUGAGGGACGAGUGCACAACCGAGAGUUGACACCGGGUGGAUCUAAGGUAGUGGUGACCAAGUCCAAUCUUGAGGAUUAUAUUCUGAACUAUUGCUCCUUGUUUAUUCACCUGGGAAUCAAAUCCCAAGCGCGAGCCCUUAACCGUGGAUUUCAACAAGUUUGUGGAGGUACUGCUUUAUCACUUUUCUCAGCUGAGGAGAUUCAAUUGGUGUUAUGUGGUUCUUCUGAUACCCACUUGGACGUGGACACUUUGAGAGCAGUGACGAAAUACGUUCGAUUCGGUGAGAGUCGUGAGGACGCCGAAGCUACGCCAGUGAUCCGGUGGUUUUGGCAUUGGCUUACGCAUGCACCGACGAGCAAACAGCGAAAGUUCCUUAUCUUUGUUACAGGGUCCGAUCGCAUUCCUGCUACGGGUAUCCAGAAUAUGAGCUUUAAGAUCAGUAAUGCUGGGAAUGAUAAAGCCCAUUUACCAAUUGCACACACCUGCUUUAAUGAAUUGUCUUUAUAUAAUUAUCCGUCGUACGACACCUUGCUGGACAAGUUAAAUAUGGCGGUCUACGGCAGUGCUGGGUUUGGUAUUAAAUAG
Diutina rugosa is the source of this 2526-nucleotide messenger RNA. Its product is annotated as putative E3 ubiquitin-protein ligase. The transcript has a single exon. The record is from RefSeq and is a predicted model, not a curated record. Lineage: Eukaryota; Fungi; Ascomycota; Pichiomycetes; Serinales; Debaryomycetaceae. Gene Ontology annotation, molecular function: ubiquitin protein ligase activity. The coding region runs from base 1 to 2526 and encodes 841 amino acids. Gene Ontology annotation, biological process: protein polyubiquitination.